AUGAUCUCGGCUCGACCUCUGGUUCACAAAGGGCUUAUUAAAAGAGUUGGUUCAGGAUCUUCUAUCUCAGUAUGGUAUGAUCCAUGGAUUUCUGACUCUCGCCCGAGGUCAGCUAUAUGCAAGGGAAUUAAUUACUAUCCUCAUCUAAUGGUGAAUCAGCUGAUUAAUUCUCAGACAUCAACGUGGAAUCUCCCACUAUUACACCAACUGUUCGAAAGUACAGAAAUUGCUCGCAUUACGGGUAUUACAAUUGCAACGGGGUACAGAAAAGACACUUGUGGGUGGCUUUUCACCAAAUCGGGGCGAUAUACGGUUAAGUCAGGCUAUAGGGUUCUACAGGAGCUUGCGGAUGAAGAUGUGAUACCGGUAUUUGGGCCAGAUGUCCGUCGACUGCAAGCACAGUCAUGGAAAGUUAAAUGCACUACAAAGCUUCAACAUUUCAUUUGGCAGAUUAUCUCGGGAUGUUUAUCGGUUGGUGCACGGUUAUGCAGUAGGGGGAUGCGUGUGGAUCCCCUAUGUGUGCGAUGUGGUAUGGGAGAUGAAACAAUUAAUCAUAUGUUGUUUGAAUGCCCACCAGCCCGCCAGGCCUGGGCUCUAUCCCCUAUCCCAACGCCUACAGUCCUUUCCUACGGAUGCACUUUUCUCUAA
Molecule: messenger RNA, 648 nt
Organism: Microthlaspi erraticum
Lineage: Eukaryota; Viridiplantae; Streptophyta; Magnoliopsida; Brassicales; Brassicaceae
Source: the annotation of a GenBank genome assembly